AUGGAUCCUAUGUUUAUUGCUAUCGCUUAUGCAGGUGGAAUUGUUCUCAAGAUUGAAUAUCCAGACACUACAGGAACAUGGUCCAAGGAACAAGUUGAGGCCUGGAAACCAAUUGUCCAGGCAGUGCAUAACAAAGGAGGGAUUUAUCCUUCAACUUUGAACAGCUGCCAUUUUGCUCUAGAGAUCCUGGAAGCUGUUUGCAAGGAGAUCGGAGUUGGAAUCCGGGAGCCUCUAACUCCAACCCACAAAUUCAGCCUCCUCUACAUCCAUUUUGUGGAGCCCUGA
Selaginella moellendorffii is the source of this 285-nucleotide messenger RNA. RefSeq names its product 12-oxophytodienoate reductase-like protein. The coding region runs from base 1 to 285 and encodes 94 amino acids. The transcript is spliced from 3 exons. NCBI's taxonomy places the organism in Eukaryota, Viridiplantae, Streptophyta, Lycopodiopsida, Selaginellales, Selaginellaceae. The record is from RefSeq and is a predicted model, not a curated record. Gene Ontology annotation, molecular function: oxidoreductase activity; FMN binding.